AUGUUUCCACCGUCUCAAAAACCAUACCAACCUAGCAAACCAAAACGUGGUCGUCAUGCUUCAAAAGUUGCAUGCAAUAAUGGUAACCCUAACCCUAACCCUAGAAAUAGGAGGGACAUUUUGAUUGGGCUUGGAGGACUUUAUGGUGCUACUAGUCUUAGUGGUAACAGCAGAGGUUCAGCCUUUGGUGCUCCGGUGUCCCCUCCAGACCCAACUAACUGUGUUCCACCACAAGUGCCGGGCGAAGAAGAUGCCAAUUGUUGCCCUAGAGAACCUCACCGCCAGGACAUGGGGCCAAAGAAGGAGGUAGAAAAGGAAAAGGAGGAGGUGUUAGUGGUGGAGGUUGAGUAUGAUAUGACUGAGGAUGUGAAGUUUGAUGUGUUUAUCAACGACCAAGGUGACGAUGAGAUAGGACCCGAGGAUUCGGAGUUUGCGGGAAGCUUUAUGAUAUUGGCUCAUUCACAUGGCCACCAAAGCAAGAGGACAACAAAUUCCUUCAGAAUGGCAAUAAUGGAUCUGUUGAAAGACUUGCGAGCACAAGACGAUCAAAGUAUUGUGGUCACACUGGCUCCAAGAUAUGGGAACAAGCCCGUCACAAUUAAGGUCAUAAAGAUAAAGCUUGUACCUCUGGUGGAGUAUGUGUGGUGUGAGACCUUUAAUUUUUAA
Molecule: messenger RNA, 666 nt
Organism: Glycine soja
Lineage: Eukaryota; Viridiplantae; Streptophyta; Magnoliopsida; Fabales; Fabaceae
Product: polyphenol oxidase A1, chloroplastic-like
Exons: 2
Coding region: 1-666 (221 amino acids)
Molecular function (GO): catechol oxidase activity
Source: RefSeq, a predicted model, not a curated record